This is a messenger RNA of Symsagittifera roscoffensis, 824 nucleotides long. Its product is annotated as RYamide receptor-like. The record is from RefSeq and is a predicted model, not a curated record. Gene Ontology annotation, molecular function: G protein-coupled receptor activity; oxysterol binding. Bases 339 to 824 code for a protein of 161 amino acids. NCBI's taxonomy places the organism in Eukaryota, Metazoa, Xenacoelomorpha, Acoela, Convolutidae. The transcript has 2 exons. Gene Ontology annotation, biological process: G protein-coupled receptor signaling pathway. Gene Ontology annotation, cellular component: membrane.
ACUUUUAGCAUUUUUUAGAGAAUAAUUUAUUUGUUUGAUAGCAACGAAACAGCAUGCUUCAUAUUCUUUUUUUGCCUAAACAGCAUUUCCUUAUGCAAACUUGUUGUUGAACAAAAAAGAUCCGAAAAACAAAAAUAUUAGUGUCAGGGCAAAAAACACCUAUUUUUAGCGAGUACUUCGACUUAUCAACUAUCUCAAAUCGGAAAUUGCCAGAAAAUCAGAUCAAUUUGCUUUAUAAUGCAAGUUUGUUAAUUUUAUUUUACUCACCAUUUCUUAGACUUUUGUUUUCCAUUUCAUUAUUUUCGAAUUUCAGAGCUUCGAUUUUAACGAAAUUCUGAAUGACGUUUAACGUAUAUAAUAUGGCUAAUGACAAUAUAAUUGAAGAUUCGAUUAUUACGAUCACAUUUGACGUAGUCGGAAUUUCAAAUCAGAGUCAAUAUUCCAAUUCCCUCUGGGAUCCUUACUCCUCAUUUUUCUCCAUAUCCAUGGGAUUUCUCCACUUGAUAGCAUUCGUAUUCUCAUUCCUGGGAAAUGUGUUGAUUCUGUCAGUGAAGAUAUUUUCCAAGAGGGGAAGAGCUACUAGGAAAAGUAGUUUCUUAUUGCUGAAUUUGGUCAUGAGUGAUCUUCUGACGAGUGUAUUCUGUAUUCUACCAGCAACUGUCCAGGUGUUCUUCCAUGGAUAUUGGAUGUUCGGAGAGAUCCUCUGCUCCGUGUAUGGUCUUCUCAUCUACACUGGGGUCACGUGUUCAUACGUGUUCAUGACUUUAUUAGGAAAGUGGUCUCAUCCUCAUCCAACAAGAUUUUUUGGACAAAUUCAAAAAUAG